Messenger RNA from Larimichthys crocea (large yellow croaker), 6784 nucleotides. It is a transcript of the gene itga8, whose product is annotated as integrin, alpha 8. Bases 2325 to 5492 code for a protein of 1055 amino acids. Gene Ontology annotation, molecular function: integrin binding. Gene Ontology annotation, biological process: cell-matrix adhesion; integrin-mediated signaling pathway; cell adhesion mediated by integrin. The transcript is spliced from 31 exons. Gene Ontology annotation, cellular component: external side of plasma membrane; integrin complex. NCBI's taxonomy places the organism in Eukaryota, Metazoa, Chordata, Actinopteri, Sciaenidae. The record is from RefSeq and is a predicted model, not a curated record.
UUGGACAACCUCGGGUUUCAGGAUGUCAUAGGUCUGUCUGGAUCCCGUCAACACUAAAUCACACACUAACUUCUGUUUCCUCCAGAGACUCUAAAUCAGUAAUUCACUAAAUCUCCAGGACACUAAUGGUAUUAAUCGGUUUACAGAGAAGUACUCAAGUAAUACCUCUCUGUAAACCGAUUUAUAUAUCUCAUCAUCACAAUCUCCCCACAUAAUAAAGCUCCCCACAUAAUAAGGCAUCCUAAAACAGUCCAAGAGUACUUAACUCAGUGUUUUAUGUAUUUGUUUAUAUCCUUGCUCCAGUAUGCAUGGGUGCACGGGAGUGUUGUAAUAUUGGCUGUGUGUGUGUCUAAUGGAUUUGUCUAAUGGAGAAAGGGUGUGUGUCUAAUCUGACGCAACAAUCUGUUUAACUCUCUUCAUGAGUUUGUAAAAAGAGAAGGGGAUCGUGGGCACAGUGUGUAGAAUAUAAAGCACCACUGUGAGUGUGCAAUAAUCAUCUAGACUGACCUGCAGUAAAUCUGUGAUCAGAACACACUGGCAGACGGACCUGAGCAGCAUGUGCGCAAAUGUGUGUAUUCCUGGAAACUGGAUAUCUGUGUGAAUUUUAUUGGAUCUAAGGGGGUGGAGAAAAUGAUUACAGAUGAAAGUGCACACACACACACACACACACUAGUUGCCUGCCUGGCGUCACAAGAGGAAUAGGAAUAUGUCUGCCACCUCACUUCAUCAUCAUCACCAUCUCUUUCGUCAGUGAGAAGAAAGUGAGCGUACACAUCUGUCUCCUAUGUGCUCAUGUUUUGUGGUCUUUUUUUUUUCUCCCUCCCAUGUUCAUCUUAGAUUUACAUCUAAAACGGCUGAGAAAGAACAGACCCCUCUCUCUUACUCUUCUCUCUCUCACACACACACCAUUGUUGCACAAAAUGGAUCAGGGAGAUUGUUGAGGCUGAACCCAUUUUUGUCUGAAUUAAAUGAAACAAUAAAGGAAGGAGACAGGGUUACUGGAAUGGAUGGAUGUAAGGAAAUGUUUUAAAGGUGGAGAACAGAGCAGGUAGAUGGUGUUGAGGCGAGAAACUUCUCCAUCUGGCAGGUCAAGGUUUGUGUCCUUCCCGUACACUCUUUACCUCACCUUCUCACCUGGUUCUUAUCAGCUCUCCUGACAGAAAACACACUCCAGUGCCACACUGACUACAUGCAGUGCUGCUCCACUGCACUUUUACUACACUGUGUGGCUGGCAGUAGUGUUUCAUUCAUCAGUAAUGUGCCCAUAAAGCUUAGUUUAAUUAAAACAAACUCCCUGAGCUGAUAAACAGAAGAUUGGAAGUUUGCCUGAACAUUUGUGUCACAUUCAUUCAUCUCCCCUCCUCUCUGCCCCACAGACACGCAUGGAAUAUGAGUUUUUGAUAGUCUUAGAAAAAAAGUGUGCUGGGCUAAAUACAUUAAAAAAACAGCCAAGUCUGGCCUGUCGCCUCUUUGAAACAAUUUUUCAUUGAAGGAUAUUAUUUUCAGCAAGAGCACAGUGUGUUACCUCAGAGCUUUAAAGGGGGAAAUCGCCUGGUGUUGAGUGAAGCGAUGAGCGGGGCCAAACUGCCUGAACUCACACACACACAGCUCAAGAGAUUUCUGCUGUAAGCCCACAUAAUAAUUACUGACAUAAUUACAAGAGAUUAUUCUCACAGGGAGGAAAUGCAGCUCUGUUUUAACGCCAUGACUGAAUAAGUCAAAAGUAGAAAGUGGUUCCAUUUAUGAUCUUUUGUAUUUGCGUGCGUACGCGCAAGGUCUUUGCGUGCGCCCGUGGCUGGAAUUGUGUGAGGAGGAGAAGAGGUGGUUGUAAAUCUCACUUGAAUAUUAUUUAUUGUUUCAGGUUUAAGCUCCCAAAUUCGCCGCAAAAACGGUGUGUGUGUGUGUGUGUGUGUGUGUGUGUGUGUGUGUGUGCCAUAUAAGGAGUAGUGACGCGCCAGUCCCGUUGCGCGCUCAGAUGUGGUCUGUGCCUUGCAAUGUGUGUGUGUACAUGUGUGUGUGUGUGUGUGUGUGUGUAGGGGGUAAAGUUUUGUGCAGAAGGCGGGGGCGCGGCUGUGUAGUCUUGUAGUUGAGACUCUGGACAGACCUGGUGGUUUCAGGGUGUCAGGAGGCAGUUCUGAGGGGGAGCGCAGUGAUCCAGUGACAGCCAGUUGGCGGACUUAACCCGGGACAAACCUACCUCACCUGCACAGAGGAAACUCUCUCUCUCUCUCUCUCUCUCUCUCUCUCUCUCUCUCUCUGCUCUGUCUCCCAGUUCCCUCUCAUUUUUGGGGGGGUCUUUUUGCGCAGCUGGCUGUUCUUUAGGGAUGGAGCGUAUGUGGGACUGUGUUUCCUCCGCUGGGAUGUUUAUUCUCGGGGUGCUGUCGGUGCUGUGGCCGGCGCUAAAUGGAGUCUGGAGUUUUAACCUUUACGCAGAGCAUCCUACGGUUUACAGGGGACCCGAUGGAAGUUAUUUCGGUUAUUCUGUGGACUUCUACCAAGCUACCAGCGACAGCAACACGAUCAGCGUGUUGGUGGGGGCUCCAAAGGCGAACACCUCCCAGCCUGGUGUUGUGGAGGCUGGGGCCGUUUACUACUGCCCCUGGCCUGGAAGCACUGACAGUUGCAGACAGAUACCUUUUGACAAUUCUAAUAACAGAAUGAUAAAGGUAAAUGGCACCAGAGAGCCUCUGGAGUUUAAGUCGCACCAGUGGUUUGGAGCAUCGGUCAGGACACACAAAGGAAAAGUGGUGGCAUGUGCUCCUCUCUAUCAUUGGCGGACAGUGAAGCUGAGUGGGGAGAAGGACCCCGUUGGGACCUGCUAUGUAGCCGUCCAGAACUUUAGUGCCUACGCAGAAUACUCACCCUGCAGGACCAAUGAUCCAGACCCAGAGGGACAGGGGUUCUGCCAGGCUGGCUUCAGUGUGGAUUUCACCAAGGAAGGAAUGCUGGUGGUAGGCGGACCUGGAAGCUUUUACUGGCAAGGUCAAGUAAUGACAGCAGGGAUAGCUGAGAUACUGAACGGCUACUCUUUGAAGGCAGUGCUGAGACGGGUACCGGGAGAGAAACACACAAGAGCUGCUGAGGAAACACACGACGACAGCUACCUUGGUUACUCUGUGGCAGUGGGAGAGUUUACAGGAGACUCUGAACAAGAGCUGAUAGCCGGAGUCCCAAGAGGAGCACAGAACUUUGGAUAUGUGGUGAUGAUCAACUCCACCAACCUGACCUUCAUCCAGAACUUUACAGGGGAACAGAUGGCCUCUUAUUUUGGCUACUCAGUGGCGGUCACUGACCUAAAUGGAGAUGGGACUGACGAUGUGCUGGUUGGAGCGCCCCUCUACAUGGAGAGGGAGAUGGAGAGCAAACCCAAAGAGGUUGGAAGGGUGUACCUGUACCUUCAGAUGGCCCCGCUCACUUUCUCCAUACCUGUUGCCCUUACCGGCAUGCACACAUUCGGGCGCUUCGGCACAGCUAUAGCACCCCUGGGAGACAUCAACCAAGAUGGAUACAAUGACGUGGCGGUGGGCUGUCCGUUCGGAGGUGAGGAGCGUGGAGGCAGAGUACUGAUCUUUAACGGUAACAAAGAUGUAUCCACGAGAGGCCUGACGAUGAGCCAAGAGCUGAAAGCAGCCUGGACCCCCAGUGGCAGCUUGCCUGGAUAUGGAUUUACUCUGCGAGGAGGCCAAGACCUCGACAACAAUCAGUAUCCUGAUCUGUUGCUNGGGGCAUUUGGCUCAGGCGAGGUGGCGGUGUACAGAUCUCGAGCUGUAGUUUCUGUGGAAGCUUCAAUGAUCUUGACCCCCAGAAUCCUGAACCCUGAUGACCGACAGUGUCACCUGCCUGAAACUGAUAUUAUGGUUACCUGUCUGAAGGUGGACGUGUGUGCAGCAGUGAGUGGAGUGGGGAUCCCCAGCUCUGUAGACCUAAGAGCAGAGCUGCAGCUGGAUUGGUUGAAAGGCACCAGAGGCGGAGUUAAGAGAGUUUUAUUCCUGGACACCCAGCUGCCUCAGCGGUCAGGGCAUCUAAAGUUGGGUCACAACCGCCCACAUGCAUGCCUGAUCUACACCAUUUACCUGAAAGAGGACGAUGAGUUCAGGGACAAACUGACCCCUAUAUCACUGGCUCUGAACUACAGCUUGGCUCCACCCUCUCAUAGUCAAAACCUUCCACCUGUACUUAACCAUUACAGCAGCACCUUCCUUCAAGAGCAUGCCUACAUCCUCCUGGACUGCGGUGACGACAAUAUUUGUAUCCCUGACCUCCAGCUCUCUGCCAGCAUGGACCGCUCAGAGCUGGUGAUUGGAGACGACAAUCUGGUCAUGUUGACCAUCACUGCGGUGAACCGAGGAGAGGGGGCCUAUGAAACAGAGCUCCACACGCUGAUACCACCAGAGGCUGACUAUAUCGGAGUGAAGCGCAAGGUGGAGUCCCUGUCUCAACUAAACUGCGAGUACAAGAUGGUCAAUGAGUCCAGGAUGGUGGUGUGUGACCUCGGGAACCCAAUGGUGGCUGGGACAGAGCUGUCGGUUGGUUUGAGGUUUUCUGUCCAGAGGCUGGAAGAUGCUGGACCAAAGAUCAGCUUUGAGCUACAGAUCCACAGCUCCAACAAAGAUAACUCCGACAGCAACCCAGUCAGUUUGAAUCUGUCCAUCGCUGCCAAAGCUCAACUCGAUUUACGCGGGGUGUCUCAUCCCUCUCAGGUGGUGCUGCCAUUCCCACGCUGGGAACCCAAAGAGAAACCUGUCAAAGAGGAGGAUGUGGGGCCACAAGUAACACACAUCUAUGAGCUCCAUAACUCUGGUCCCAGCAGUAUUCAGGAGGCUGAGCUCCAGGUCGGCUGGCCUUCCCGUUUCCGUGACGAGAACCUGCUCUAUGCCAUGGAGAUUCAAACUGACGGACCAAUUAGCUGCAAGACGAAUGCCAGCCUCAACCCACUCAGCCUUCAGAUUUCCUCUCUCCAAGACACACCUGAGUUACUGGGUUUCUUGAGGAACACCAGCGCUCCUCAUCAGCGCCACAAACGAGCAGUGACUGCCGCUCAGAGCUACAGCGGUAAAACUUUGAACUGCACAAAUGUCUCCUGUCUGAGGAUCAUGUGCGUGGUUGGCCGGUUGGAUCGUGGGCACAGUGCAGUGGUCAAGAUCCGCUCGAGGCUGUGGGCGCAUACUUUCCUGCAGCGGCGUAAUGACCCCUACAUUCUCAACUCGACUGUGUCCUUCAUGGUCAUAGCCAUGCCUUACCGCAUCCAACCCUCCAUCCUGCCUAAACGCACCACCUCGAUGGGAACCAUGGUGUUAUGGGGGACUCCAGAUGUGUCAUUUGCUGUUCCACUCUGGGUCAUCAUCCUCGCCAUACUGCUGGGGCUGCUGGUGCUGGCUAUAUUAACAUUAGCCAUGUGGAAGUGUGGUUUCUUCGACCGGGCGCGGCCACCAGCUGACGAUGACGUCUCUGACCAGGAGCAGCUGACUUCUGAUCAAACAGGGGACGCCUAAGAUGACUUUCAACAGCUUCUGACUGGAGGACUGUGGUUUGGGAGGGAUGUGCACCUUCUGAGUAACUUAAACCAGAUCUGAGAUCUGUAUUUGUUGGACCUUACAUUUCUUGGCUGGAGGUAUUCUACCUCUCUGGUAAUGAAACUGACAGAAAGGACCGACUCAAGACUGCAGCGCCACACAGACUGGGACCAAAGAACGAGGUUCAAACCAGACAGAGUGGGACCAAAACACCCUUAACAGGCUCAAUCACACACACAUGUCCAUUGUUUAUCCAUUGUGAUGAAGAACUGAAGACAGAAUGGACUUUGUUGUGAAGACAAUGCUUUAAAUGUUUCUGUAACUGAACAUUCUUGUGUGUCUGAGUAAGUGAGGCACAAAGAGACUUGAGAUCUAUGCACAAGUACUUUUGUGAGUGUGAGAGUGUGUAUACAUGCGUGUGUGGGUACUGUACAUAUGUGUGUGUUUAUCAGGUGUCCCCCAUGUCAAUCUUUUGUUCAGUUAUGAAAUUCAUUUAAUUUAUCCUCGUUCCCUUUAAACUGGGCUGUAUACAGAGUUAUAACACACACACACACAUGCAGAUGCAGCUACAUGCAUAAACACAAAGGCACAAAGUUGGUGUGUAUAUUUAUGAAUGUAUGUGCAAUAUUUGGGCGUUGUUGCGUGAUACUGAAGCUUGUUUACACUGGCAUUAUUUUUAUUAGAGCUUUCCAUUGUGUAUGUAUAUAAAUGAUUAAUUGGUAUAGUGGAUAUUAGUAUUGCUGAACAACAAAAGCAAUAGUUCGGACUGAUUUACGCUAAAGCCCCACCACGUAAGUUUUAAAAAUGGAGCAGAGUGAGUAGACAAAUAGCAAAUAACUAACUUAUUAUUGUCGUGAUAGAAUGACUUUAGGAUUUUAUCUUUGAAGAAACAGACCAUAUCUCCACAGCUGAAGCCCUGCUAAUUCAAGGCUUAUCUGUUAUUUUGGAUUUUUCUUUCGAAAGUUGGCAGAUAAGACUUCAAAUACUAGCUGCAAAGAUAAACAGUCCAAAUUAAAAAACACAUUGUAGACAGUCUGCGGCUGUGUGCAUUACUGCACUUACUGUAUAGCAUUUAUCAGUGUGUUUAAUGUCGUCAUUUGUUAUAUCUGAUAUAGAAGUAUCAUGCACAGGCAGGCAGAACACAGUGUUUGGGACAUCAGCAGCACCAUGGGUUUAAAAUGAACUUUUAAUGUGUCAUGUUUGAGUCAUAUUUGGUUUUUGUAUCAAGUGUGUGAAGUUUUAUCACAAUAAAGUGUUGUUCCUUUUCUGUA